Aspergillus viridinutans is the source of this 2190-nucleotide messenger RNA. RefSeq lists its product as uncharacterized. The coding region runs from base 1 to 2190 and encodes 729 amino acids. The record is from RefSeq and is a predicted model, not a curated record. The transcript has a single exon. Lineage: Eukaryota; Fungi; Ascomycota; Eurotiomycetes; Eurotiales; Aspergillaceae.
AUGACUCUCGUAUUCCGCGCCCAAAGGGGUUCGCUGCAGCAGCUGCAGAUAGGAAUGCCAGAUAUCAUGUCCACCUUGUCUUUAGCACAGUCUGCUUGGGGCUGGGUAGGUGGUUUACGCGUCGUGAGCAGUAUACUGACCAAUUUACACGGAGCUUUCGCCGAAGAAGCGGCCAAAAAGCUUGCGGCAUCUAUUCAGGUAGGACCGGCAGUAUACUGCUUGUUUACGAGCGAUGGGUGCAAGGUGUGCUUAGACGACUCAAAUCCACCUUUUAGUGAAGACUUCCCUACGCAGCUAGUAGGGUUAUCUAUCUGUGCAAUUGCCCAUGUGUGCGGGGGUGCAAAUGCUGUCGAGCUUUUUAUGCAGUUCUUGGCCCCUACUCUUUUGAAGUUGCAAGAAGCAUACGAAAGCUUACAUCUGCAAUUGAUCCACAACAAAGCGAAGAUUUUGAAUGAGGGAGCCACGAGAGGCUUGACUGAAAUAUUUACAGCUGCGGUUGAUCAGUUGAAUCUACCGUACUGGAAUCCGUCUCAGCACACAAAUGAGCGGGAGUCUACAAUAGACGAAAGUGCGGCCAUCACUGAUAUGCACUACGUCAACAGCUUCUUACGAUGGGUUACGCUUCCCGGGAAAGAAACAUACUUUACCAGAAGUAUCAUGGUGGUACAUGUCGCUGCUUGUAUGAAGGCGGUUGGGUAUCGCAUCGGUGAAAUUCAAGUGUGGGAUGGCUCUGGAGCUCGACCGCGGGCUUUUGGGUCCAACUCAGUCGUCCUAGUCACAGGGGGCUCUUGGGAUACCGAUCCUUUUCUCGAGGAACAGGACAGCUGUGUCAUGCCGACUUACACUCAUCAUUACCAUUUCAGCACCGCAGGUGCCAUGUUCUCAAAUGCCUUCAGAAACAAAGUCAAUAUCCCACCCGAGGUUUUCCCGACUUUCUUUGAAUACACUCAUUCGUGUAUCAGGUCUCAGCUACAUCUCACCUGGAUCGUUCAGACUCCAUCAGAAUAUGAAAGGUUUCGUGGCAUUAGAAGCGACCGGUCGCCUUUGCACAACCGUGGAGGAACCAAAAAACUGCUGGCAAAAGCAGUCUGGACCUACCAGGAGACCAAACCGUCCCCUAUUUCUGUGAGAUUAGCUUCGCUCUUUUUCCCGCAGUCUGCCGAAGUAUUUGGGAUUUGCGAUGAGCGACUGUCGAACCCGGAAAGCUUGGAAAACAUUCUUCGACAAAGCUUUGAUUACACCAAUGUGCAGCAACAGAGAGACCUGGCAACUUUCCGUGUGAUUACAGUAUCCAUCGUUAUCGCCGUAGCCUCAGUCUUGGCUGGUGAAGAUUUCAAUAAUCUCCGGCACUGCAUUUACCUUGACCUCGAGAGCAGCUUCUGGCAGCACAUCCUUUGUCCUAUGGUUGAUGACAUUUUCUCGGCCAGACUUGAGCUUAGCCGAGCAGUCUUCUUAUUAGCCGCCGUCCAUGCUGGUUGUGAUCCCUUACUGAGCGAAAAGAUCAAUUUUAAGGACGAGCUUGUCGGCUGGAGAAAUGGAAUAUACACGGUCCAGCCUGCAUUGAUUGUGGAUAUGGAUCCCGCCUCAAAGACACCAUUGUUGGGUUGCUAUGAAGGAUUCUGCGCAAAUACGGCAGUACGGCCUAACGGUGCGAUUAUCAGCAGCAGUGAGAGCGAUAUGCGCCUCUAUAUUGACAACAGCUUAAGGACCGAAGGUGGAGAAUCCGACACCUCAAUUCAAGCUUUAUCCUUGUCAACACCAUACAUCGGUCCGCCAGACAAGAGAUAUGCAGAUGUGCCGUUGUAUUUGAAUAUUGAGCGCUCCCCAUUCGCAACUGAGCCUGAAAUCCUAUUCCAUGGGCGUAUCGGGGGGCGCUCCAUAGGUACCGCUGGGGUCAAAGACGCAAUGAUCACUAUAGUUUCGAGCCUCAAAGGUCAAGAAAAUUGUCCCGGCCAUGAAGCGUCGACCAAGGUGGUAAACAUCAUCGCUUCAAGAUGGGCGGCGAGAAAGUAUAACAAACCUGUCGGCCAAUGGGGUGACCUCCACUCUUUCGUCUCAGUCUGUGACAACCCUUCCUGGGCGCUGUUUUUAGCCGGCCAGUCAAUUCAUUUCGAUGGAAGAAUUGUGUAUGAUUGCAUUGAAUGCACCGCUAAAGGAAUGCUUCCUGGGUCAGUACUUGUUGGGUUUUAG